Haemorhous mexicanus (house finch) is the source of this 2563-nucleotide messenger RNA. RefSeq names its product ATP binding cassette subfamily B member 10 (gene ABCB10). Gene Ontology annotation, cellular component: membrane. Gene Ontology annotation, biological process: transmembrane transport. The coding region runs from base 16 to 2235 and encodes 739 amino acids. The record is from RefSeq and is a predicted model, not a curated record. NCBI's taxonomy places the organism in Eukaryota, Metazoa, Chordata, Aves, Passeriformes, Fringillidae. Gene Ontology annotation, molecular function: ABC-type oligopeptide transporter activity; ATP binding; ATP hydrolysis activity. The transcript is spliced from 13 exons.
CCCGGCCGCCGGCCCAUGGGCGGCGGCGGCGGCUCGGAGGCGCCUCCUCCUCCUCCUCCCGCCGCAGACCCGUGCGGCGGGGACCCGCGACCGCAGCAGCAGCUCGGGUGCCGCGCCGGCCGCAUGGCGGGCUACGCGCCGCGCCUGCCCUGGCUGCUGCCGCUGCUGCGCCGGGCGGCGCCGCCCCCCUGGGCUCGGGCAGCCGCCGGGGCCGCCGGGCUCCGCGCCCCGCCGAGCCCGCCCGGCAGGUGCGGGGCGCACCCGACGCCGCUGCCGCUGCUGCUGCUGCCACCGCCGGGCUCCCCGUCCUACCGCCGCCGCCUCCUCCCCGCCGCGGCGGCGGCGAGCGGCGCCCCGCGCUCCCUGAGCACCGCGGCGGGCGCGGAGCCACCGCGGGAGGCUGCGGGCGCUCCGCCGCGCUUCGAGGCUCGGAGGCUGCUGGCCCUGGCACACCCCGAGCGCCGGAGACUGACAGCUGCUGUUGGCUUUCUGGCAGUUUCCAGUGUCAUUACCAUGUCAGCCCCUUUCUUUAUGGGGAAAGUUAUUGACAUUAUUUAUACAAAUCCCAGUGAGGAUUUCACUGACAGCCUGACCAGACUGUGUGCCUUGCUGAGUGGAAUCUUUUUAUGUGGUGGUGCUGCUAAUGCUACACGUGUCUACCUCAUGCAGACUGCAGGACAAAGAAUUGUGAAACGUUUGAGAGCAACCAUGUUCUCCUCUAUUGUGAAGCAAGAAACGGCUUUCUUUGACAAGACCAGAACAGGAGAGCUGAUAAACCGCUUAUCUUCAGAUACAGCCCUUUUGGGCCGCUCAGUGACUGAAAACCUUUCAGAUGGGCUCAGGGCAGGAGCACAAGCGUCUGUGGGGGUUGGAAUGAUGUUUUUUGUUUCCCCUAGCCUUGCUGCAUUUGUUUUGAGUGUUGUGCCACCCUUGGCUGUCAUGGCUGUGAUUUAUGGCAGAUACUUGCGAAAGCUUACUAAAAUGACUCAAGAUUCUCUUGCAGAAGCAACACAGUUAGCUGAAGAGCGUAUUGGAAACAUCAGAACAGUUCGAGCUUUUGGGCAAGAAAUGGCUGAAAUGGAGAAGUAUACAAAUAAAGUUGAUUAUGUGCUACAGCUGGCUAAAAAAGAGGCACUAGCUCGGGCUGGCUUCUUUGGAGCAACUGGCCUUUCUGGAAACUUAAUUGUCCUCUCAGUGUUAUACAAAGGAGGAUUACUAAUGGGCAGUGCCUACAUGACAGUUGGUGAACUCUCCUCUUUCCUAAUGUAUGCUUUCUGGGUUGGCAUAAGCAUUGGAGGUCUAAGUUCCUUUUAUUCUGAGCUAAUGAAAGGACUAGGUGCUGGUGGACGUCUUUGGGAACUUAUUGAAAGGAAGCCCCAACUUCCAUUUAAUGAGGGAAUCACAUUAGGCAAAGACGUAUUCAGAGGCGCUUUGGAAUUCAAAGAUGUUGAAUUUGCAUAUCCAACACGUCCAGAAGUAUCAAUUUUCAAAGAUUUCAGCCUUUCCAUUCCAGCUGGCUCUGUUAUGGCUCUCGUUGGCCCAAGUGGUACAGGGAAAUCAACCAUUGUAUCCCUUCUGCUGCGGCUGUAUGAUCCUAUCUCAGGUACUAUCACCGUUGAUGGCUUUGAUAUCCGUCAGUUAAAUCCACUGUGGUUCAGGACAAAGAUUGGAACAGUGAGUCAGGAACCAAUUCUCUUCUCCUGUUCUAUUGCUGAAAAUAUUGCCUAUGGUGCAGAGGAUCCUUCUACUGUGACUGCAGAGGAGAUUCAGAAAGUUGCCGAAAUAGCUAAUGCUGCUAGUUUUAUCAGAGAUUUUCCAAAAGGGUUUGACACUGUAGUUGGAGAAAAAGGAAUUUUGCUUUCAGGUGGACAAAAGCAACGAAUUGCAAUUGCUCGAGCUCUGCUCAAGAAUCCUAAAAUUCUUCUGUUGGAUGAAGCAACAAGUGCUUUGGAUGCUGAAAAUGAGUAUCUAGUGCAAGAAGCUCUGGACCGGCUGAUGGAAGGGAGGACAGUCCUAAUCAUUGCUCAUCGUCUGUCUACUAUUCAAAAUGCUGAUUUUGUUGCAGUCCUUGGCCAGGGUAAAAUUCUUGAAUGUGGGAAACAUGAGGAACUACUUGCAAAUCCUAAUGGACUUUUCAGGAAACUAAUGCAGAAACAAGCUUUUCUUCAGAAUAAUGAUACUUUUGCAUUAGAUUUACAAUCCAGAGAAAAGGAUAUAUUAAAAGAAAAUGUAUGAGACAAUGUAUGAAUAAUUACAAACUUCAAAGACUAUAACUUAUGUUUCAGUUAUGUAAAGUAAAUGUUAUAUUUUUCCAAAAUGUACAAAAUAUUCUUUUGAAAUUUAAAUGUGUUUAAACUUUUUAUUGAAAGCUUUUUAAUAACUAUUGUAACUUUUAAAAAUAUCUGUCACACUGAGAUAAUUUCAGGGCAUAGAUUUUUCUGCUUGUGUUACUUUGAGGCUGUCUAGAAUCUUGUUUGCUGUAAUGCACUGUAUGAAGAUGUGCUCCAUUCUCAAGAAAGUUCAAUAUUUUAAAGGUAAUUAAAUUACAAUCUUAUCAUUUUCA